Molecule: messenger RNA, 834 nt
Organism: Komagataella phaffii GS115
Lineage: Eukaryota; Fungi; Ascomycota; Pichiomycetes; Pichiales; Pichiaceae
Exons: 1
Coding region: 1-834 (277 amino acids)
Biological process (GO): phospholipid metabolic process
Molecular function (GO): phosphatidate phosphatase activity
Source: RefSeq, a predicted model, not a curated record
AUGUUCAUCCCUGUAUCAAUCAAAUAUCCACUAGAAUGGCUUUUGGUAUUCGUUCUUCUCUUGACUGCCAAAUUGAUCGAGUGGUAUAAGCCCCCUUUCAUCAGGGCAGUCCAAUUAACAGAUCCCACCAUUAAUUUCCCUUUCAUUGCCAAACAACAAUACUCAGAUCUUAAACUGUUUUCUGCCGCCGUAUUCCUUCCUUUCUUCUGCAUAUGUGUAUACAACUCAACGUGGCUGGCUUUAAACGGUUGGAGAAAUGCAAAACAGUUCUACGUUUGGCACAUGUCAUUGCUUAGUUUCGGAUUCGCUGUGGCUCUGAAUGGUAUAAGCACGGAAUUCCUCAAGACGUUAAUAGGAAAGCCAAGACCAGAUUUUGUUGCUAGAUGUGGUCCUGAUAGAACACCAAAGGGAGCACUAACAGAAACGGCGAUCAUUGUUGACCCGUUAAGGGUCUGCACCCGUCCGUACGGAGACGCAGUAUUUCUAGACGGAUUCAAGUCUACGCCUUCUGGACACUCAAGUUUUGCCCUUUGUGGUCUAGUGUGGCUGACUUUAUAUGCAUAUGGUCAAUCUAGAGUGUUACAUGGUAGCUCCAAAGCCUCUCAGUUACUACUAACUCUUCCCCUAUGGUUUGCUGUUCAAAUUUGCAUAUCGAGAACUCAAGAUUACAGACAUCACUUCAAAGAUAUUCUCCUAGGAGGCCUUCUAGGAGGCUUAGUGGGUGCAGGCACGUACUAUUGGUUCUUUCCAUCUGUGACUUCGGAGAAAUGCAAUGAACCUAAGACGAGUGGGCCUCCGGUGGAUUGGUGCAAGGAGCCUCAAAAUAUUGUAUGA